Molecule: messenger RNA, 1503 nt
Organism: Cylicocyclus nassatus
Lineage: Eukaryota; Metazoa; Nematoda; Chromadorea; Rhabditida; Strongylidae
Source: the annotation of a GenBank genome assembly
AUGGCGGGUGCCUUACCGGUCGUCGAGCCCGCGGCACGCGACGACGCUGCCGCUGGCGCUGGAGCAACGUUGCGGGAACUGGGUCAACGAGCUUUGCGCCGUUAUAGAGGAUCCUAUGGGCUAAUCCAUAGCACAUCGGCAGCAAACUUUUACAGAUCUUUAACACUUUUUGAAUGCCAGCCUCCGUCUCGUUUCAUUUUGUGUAAAAGUACUUUUGACUGGGCGGAUUCCAGUGUCGGGAUAGCUCCUCAAAACAUGUCUAAGGACUCAAUUCCAUGGGUGGAAAAGUACCGUCCACAAAAGCUCUCUGAGAUUGUCGGAAAUGAAGAAAUUAUACAGUCGUUGGGAUAUUUUGUUGAAAAGGGUAAUCCUCCACACUUUAUUCUGUCGGGCCCACCUGGUUGCGGGAAAACUACUGCUAUUUGGGCUAUGGCGAGGGAGUCGCUCGGUGAACAUGUGAAAAAUGCAGUAUUGGAACUGAAUGCUUCUGAUGAUAGAGGGAUUGACGUCGUUCGCAACAAGAUCAAGACGUUUUGCCAGACUAAAGUGACGCUUCCUCCAAUGCGUCAAAAGCUAAUCAUCCUGGAUGAAGCGGACUCUAUGACCGAGGGCGCUCAACAGGCUUUGCGACGUACCAUGGAGAACUAUAGCGAGACUACACGUUUCGCUCUCGCUUGCAAUCAGUCAGAAAAAAUAAUAGAACCGGUACAGUCACGUUGCGCCAUCUUGCGAUUUCAUAAAUUGACCGAUGCACAACUAGCUCACAGAUUGCAGGAAGUCUGUGCUGCAGAAAAGGUCAGCUACGAUGAUGAAGGAAUAAAUGCUCUUCUAUUCACAGCUCAAGGCGAUAUGCGUCAGGCACUGAACAAUCUCCAAUGCACCGUAUCUGCUUACGAAUUUGUCUCUGCCGAUAAUGUAUUGAAGGUCUGUGACGAACCUCAUCCAGAACUAAUGGCAAAUAUGCUGAAACUUUGCGCGGAGCAGAAAAUUCAAGAAGCAGCUCAGAUAGUACACGAUUUCUACAGAAUGGGUUAUUCGCCUGAAGAUAUAAUAGCUAAUAUGUUCCGUGUAUCCAAGACGGUUCCUCUAUCAGAAUACGUUAGGAUGGAAUUUAUGAAGGAGAUAGGACUGUGCCACAUGCGAAUUAGCGAAGGGCUUUCGUCAUUACUCCAGCUAUCUGGACUGGUGGCAAAACUGUGUGCACUUGACACAAAAUAACUUCCAUGUUUCCAAAAAGUGUCUAUUUGUUCGGGUUUCAUUUCUUGAUGCAGUUCGGAUUCCUUUCUUAUCAAUUAUGUACAGCAUAAGAUCUCAGACUUCAUUGUCUUCGUCAUCUUCAAGUUUGAAAUCAGAGCUCUCAUCUUCCUUCAGAAGAGUGCCGGCAACAAUUCCAGAAAACAGUAUGGCGCCCAUCCAUCGGUUAGAUCUGAACUUUUUCCAGCAGUCGCUUCCGUCAUUUAUGUCUAGAGUGCCGAUUUGCCAUCCAAAGUGCAGAGAAGUAGC